AUGGAAGACGACGAAGAAGCUCCACCUCUCGCCGUUGAAAUUGACCAACCCAGGGAACCCUACCCUCAGCAGCAAUCCAAUUCGAGCGGCCACAAAGACGGUGACGCGCCCGUCGGCGUCACCGUCAUCACUGGCUAUCUCGGUGCGGGCAAAUCCACUCUGGUUAAUCAUAUAAUAAAUUCUCAACACGGGAAGAGAAUUGCUGUCAUAUUAAACGAGUUCGGUGAGGAAAUUGGUGUAGAAAGAGCUAUGAUAAACGAAGGAGAUGGGGGUGCGCUUGUUGAAGAGUGGGUUGAGUUAGCAAAUGGGUGUAUAUGUUGCACGGUCAAGCACAGUUUAGUGCAAGCACUAGAGCAACUUGUUCAAAGAAAAGAAAGACUUGAUCAUAUAUUGCUGGAGACUACUGGGUUAGCCAACCCGGCUCCGCUUGCUUCGGUUCUGUGGUUGGAUGAUCAGCUAGAAUCGUCUGUCAAGCUUGAUUCAAUUAUCACCGUCGUGGAUGCCAAGAACCUCCGUUUUCAGCUCAGCGACAAUCAAAGUUCAUCUUCAUUUCCUGAAGCAUAUCUUCAGAUUGCAUUUGCGGAUGUUAUAAUUCUUAACAAGGUUGAUUUGGUUUCUCCAGAGGGUUCUGCGGAUUUUCUGGAGGAACUGGAGAAGGAGAUACAUAGUAUUAACUCACUUGCUAGUGUCCUUCGUUCUGUUCGUGGUCAAGUUGACUUGUCCAAUAUAUUGGACUGUCGAGCCUAUGAUGCUACGCAUGCUACUCAUUUAGAAUCAUUAUUGGUAGAAACUCGUGCUUUGUCUACGCAAGAUCUCCAUGACAAUGGUGUACGAACCUUAUGCAUUUGUGAGCCACGGCAGGUUGAUCUUGAAAAGGUUCGUUUAUGGCUUGAGGAGAUUCUUUGGGAGAAGAAACAUGGCAUGGAUGUAUACCGCUGCAAAGGGGUUUUGAGCAUUCACAAUUCAAAUCAAUUACAUACUUUGCAGGCAGUGAGGGAGAUAUAUGAGAUUGUGCCAACUCGUGAUUGGAAAAAGCAAGAAAAUCAGAUGAACAAGAUAGUGUUUAUAGGUCAUAAUCUAAAUGAGAAUGUUCUUACCGAGUCUUUUCAAGCUUGUGUAAAGUGA
This is a messenger RNA of Prunus armeniaca (apricot), 1125 nucleotides long. NCBI's taxonomy places the organism in Eukaryota, Viridiplantae, Streptophyta, Magnoliopsida, Rosales, Rosaceae. The record is from the annotation of a GenBank genome assembly.